Molecule: messenger RNA, 1278 nt
Organism: Histoplasma mississippiense
Lineage: Eukaryota; Fungi; Ascomycota; Eurotiomycetes; Onygenales; Ajellomycetaceae
Product: diphthamide biosynthesis protein 1
Exons: 2
Coding region: 1-1278 (425 amino acids)
Biological process (GO): protein histidyl modification to diphthamide
Molecular function (GO): 2-(3-amino-3-carboxypropyl)histidine synthase activity
Source: RefSeq, a predicted model, not a curated record
AUGAAUCCUGCACGCCAGCCAAAGAAGAGGUUCGUGGGACGCAAGACCGCAGAUGCUCAGGCGCAAAGCCAGAGGGAUGGAGAUUCUCAAACUUCCGACACAACUUCCCUUCAGCAAGCCCGGCCCCGGAGAGCUCCGCGAGCCUUAAACCAAAUCCCAAUUGAAAUCCUAGAAGAUGAAGAUAUAAAAGCUGCAAUUUCUCUUCUUCCGCAGAACUACUCCUUCGAAAUCCCUAAAACGAUCCACAGAAUAAGAACUUUAGGGGCAAAAAGAGUUGCCCUCCAAAUGCCCGAAGGUCUCCUCCUCUUCGCAACCACAAUAUCUGAUGUCCUCACCCAGUUCUGUCCUGGGAUCGAAACCCUAAUUAUGGGCGAUGUCACAUAUGGCGCUUGUUGUAUAGACGAUUACACGGCGCGUGCUCUAGGCUGUGACUUACUCGUCCAUUACGCGCACAGCUGCCUCAUCCCUGUCGACGUCACCACCAUCAAAACCCUAUAUAUCUUUGUCGAGAUAAGCAUCGAUACACAGCACCUAAUCGCCACGCUAGAGCGGAACUUCCCGAGUGGGAAAACCAUCGCAGUCGUCGGCACAAUCCAAUUCAACGCCACCAUCCACGGACUCAAGCCCACCCUGGAAAAGGCCGGCUACUCCAUCCUCAUCCCACAGAUCACCCCGCUCAGCAAAGGUGAGAUCCUAGGCUGUACCUCCCCCAAACUACCCUCAGACCAAGUCGACAUCCUCCUCUACCUCGGCGACGGCCGCUUCCACCUCGAAUCCGCCAUGAUCCACAACCCUUCCCUCCCCGCCUACCGCUACGACCCGUACUCGCGCACCCUCUCCCGCGAAUCCUACAACCACGACGAAAUGCUCACCUUGCGCCGCGACGCGAUAGCCACCGCCAGAACCGCGCGGAAAUGGGGCAUCAUCCUAGGCUCCCUGGGCAGGCAGGGCAACCCGCACACCAUGGCCCGGAUCGAGAAGGUGUUGCACGAGCGCGGGAUACCGUUCGUGAAUCUGCUGCUUAGUGAGAUUUUCCCGGGGAAGCUGGCGUCGAUGUCCGAUGUGGAGUGCUGGGUGCAAAUUGCGUGUCCGCGGUUGAGCAUUGAUUGGGGAUAUGUGUUUUCGCGGCCGUUGUUGUCACCUUAUGAAGCGCUUGUGGCUCUUGGGGACAGGCAGGGGUGGGAUGAGGGGAAUGGUGGGGUCUAUCCGAUGGACUUUUAUGCGAAAGAUGGAUUGGGAAGGACGAGGCCGGAGAUGGCGGCGGAAUGUACUGCUUGA